AUGGAGAGUCACAAGAAAACAUCCUCAAAAAACAAAGGAUACUAUGUUAAAAUGAAACUCAUGCACAACAAAUAUGAAGUUGCUAUCCACGAAGCUUUAUCAACAAGCAAUUAUCGAACUUUUGACCCUUACGACGCUGACUUUUUCUUCGUACCCGUUUACGUUUCUUGUAACUUCAGCACCGUUAAUGGCUUCCCUGCCAUCGGUCACGCACGUUCGUUAAUUUCUUCGGCAGUUCAUCUCAUCUCCUCUGAUUUCCCUUUCUGGAACCGAAGCAGAGGUUCCGACCAUGUUUUUGUAGCUUCCCAUGAUUUCGGUUCUUGUUUCCAUACCCUGGAGGACGUGGCUAUCAAAGAUGGUGUACCUGAAAUCAUGAAGAAAUCGAUUGUGUUACAAACUUUUGGCGUUACGUAUGAUCAUCCUUGUCAGAAGGUUGAACAUGUUGUGAUACCGCCGUUUGUUUCUCCGGGAAGUAUAUAUAACACGUUGAAGAAUUUUCCGGUGAACGGACGGCGAGAUAUUUGGGUUUUCUUCCGUGGAAAAAUGGAGGUUCAUCCUAAGAACGUUAGUGGAAGAUUUUACAGCAAGAAAGUGAGGACAGUGAUAUGGCAAAAGUUGAACGGUGACCGGAGGUUUUAUCUCCAGAGGCGUAGAUUUGCCGGUUACCAGUCAGAGAUUGCUCGUUCGGUGUUUUGCUUAUGUCCUUUGGGGUGGGCCCCGUGGAGUCCAAGGUUGGUUGAGUCUGUUGCUUUGGGUUGUGUGCCGGUUAUUAUAGCCGAUGGUAUUCGGUUACCGUUUCCCUCCUCCGUGAAGUGGUCGGAAAUUUCAGUUACGGUGGCGGAGAGGGAUGUUGGGAGGCUGGCGGAGAUAUUGGAAAACGUGGCAGCGAGUAAUCUUAGCGUCAUUCAGAGGAAGUUGUGGGACCCAUGGACAAGGAAAGCACUGCUUUUUAGUAGUAGGGUCCAGGAAGGAGAUGCCACGUGGCAGGUGUUACAUUCUUUGAGUGAGAAGCUGGGUAGGUCUUAUAGGAGUUCAAGGGUUUCACGCCAAUUAAAUUUUGACACGUAA
Vicia faba (fava bean) is the source of this 1068-nucleotide messenger RNA. NCBI's taxonomy places the organism in Eukaryota, Viridiplantae, Streptophyta, Magnoliopsida, Fabales, Fabaceae. The record is from the annotation of a GenBank genome assembly.